UGUCCCGAAAUCAUGACUGACAGUAGCGAUUCCUCGUCUCCUUCGUCUCCUUCCUAUUAUGAUGACUACUUGGAUGAUCACCAAAAGGAUCUCCUGAACAUGUACCGACUCAAUCGUUCCAUCCAUGAUCCUUGGUACACGGUGUUUGUGAUAACAUAUGUGGUCGUGAUUGCCAUUGCUUUCGUGUCCAACAGCCUCGCUAUUUGGUCCGUGUUCCGCCGAAAAGAGAUUUGGACCCCAAGGAAUAUAUUCAUCCUGAAAUUAGCCUUGGCGGAUUUAUUUCUCUGUGUUACGAUGAGCUUCAGUGCCACCGACGUCUUAACUAAAUAUUGGCCUUUCGGCAAGAACAGUCUGACCUUGUGUCGAUGCGUGAAGGCCUCGCCUUGCUUUGUAGUUUACAUGGCUUCUAUAACCAUCGUGAUUAUUGCCAUGGAUCGUUAUCGUUGCAUCGUGCACCCAACCACGAGGCAACUCUCCACCACACAAGCCCUCUUAAUCCUUCCAUUUGUGGUGAUUGUGGCAUUGAUUAUGUCUUUGCCUGUCUACCUCCAUGCUCAUCUUCACGUGCCAAUGGUCCAGGCCGCAGCUUUCGAGCCCCAGGAAUCAUCUCCAGUUUCAGAGUCUGUAUAUGACUCGGAUUACGCCGAAGGGGAAGCCACUGAUCUGGACGGAAUUCCAUGGAACGAUAUCGCAUUCUGCAUCGAGGAUUGGGCAACCAAAGGCAACGCUUCCACUAAAAGCAUCCAAGCUCAGAACAAACGUCAUCACUACUCCAUUUUUUCACUUCUGUUCCAAUUCGUGAUCCCGUUCACUGUGAUCUCGUCACUCUAUCUUAUGAUCUACUUGUACUUGAGGAAGCAUCGAAUGGUCCGAAAGGAGAAGUCUGGUGAUCGAGAAAAAGCCCGACGAACAAACACGAUGCUCUUCAGAAUUUCCAUGGUUUUCUGCAUUUGCUGGCUUCCUCUGAACAUUCUAGGCCUCAUUAUCGACGCCACAAAUCUGUUCAAGAGUAACCACGAGCUAAUGCUUUGUGCCUUCAUCACUUGUCACUUGAUUGGCAUGUCAAGUGCGUGCAUCAAUCCAAUGUUGUACGGAUAUCGUUACGAAACAGUUCGCCACGAGCAGUUUAAGAUUUUGACGCAAAUGGUGGCCAAAUGCUGGAAGUUAAAGUCCUCCCUUCUUCCAAAGAUCAAACCAUCCGCUCAGCUCGAGUUGGAAAGUGUGGUUGUGAAAUGUGCAGAAAACAACAACGUCAGCUCACCCAUACACGGCAUACAAAUUGAAGCUGAAAAUGCCUCGGCCAGCCUCUCUCAUGAGUGUUAUGGAAGAGGCCGCACGGCCUCAACGGAUCAGACUACAACGCAAGGCUUACCAAGACACUCGUUCCAACGAGGAACUUCGGUUCUUGUGACGAGACUUUCGAACAGUGGAAGUCAUGUCUCAAUUUAAGAGGAACGAGCCCAAACCCUUUAUCGUGAAACCCUGGAAUUGUGAUACUCAACGUCCUCCUCCUCAAAAUGUGUGCACAAGUAAAUCUCCUGGCAGUGUUCCUUUGCGGAAACGAUAUUGGAAGAGAGAGCCCUAUUCCGACAUCAUUUCGACAGAGCAUGUUUGAUGAAGAGGAACAUUUGAUUCCUUCAUUGUUUGCGAGUCAAACGUGCUUUUAUGAAUGGAGUGACAAGUGGCUUUUGACCCUUUUAUCUUUGUUGUGAUAUACACGUAUUGGAAAUAUCCAAUCAAGUCUGUGAAGUUUGUCAGACUCUCAUGUGGUUACAAAAACAAAUCUCAGUGUUUAUUAUAUACCUUUAUUGUUACAUACCUAUAUUGUCAAAUAAAUAUGACGUACCCGUCUAAA
Messenger RNA from Tigriopus californicus, 1855 nucleotides. Its product is annotated as neuropeptide F receptor-like. The record is from RefSeq and is a predicted model, not a curated record. Gene Ontology annotation, biological process: G protein-coupled receptor signaling pathway. Gene Ontology annotation, molecular function: neuropeptide Y receptor activity. Gene Ontology annotation, cellular component: membrane. The transcript is spliced from 6 exons. NCBI's taxonomy places the organism in Eukaryota, Metazoa, Arthropoda, Copepoda, Harpacticoida, Harpacticidae. The coding region runs from base 13 to 1449 and encodes 478 amino acids.